Molecule: messenger RNA, 1318 nt
Organism: Leptopilina heterotoma
Lineage: Eukaryota; Metazoa; Arthropoda; Insecta; Hymenoptera; Figitidae
Gene: Surf1
Product: surfeit locus protein 1
Exons: 6
Coding region: 69-944 (291 amino acids)
Biological process (GO): mitochondrial respiratory chain complex IV assembly
Cellular component (GO): membrane; mitochondrion
Source: RefSeq, a predicted model, not a curated record
UCAAUUUUGUGUCAAUAAUAGACAUGACACAUUUUAAAAAUUUUUCUAUAAGAACAAUAGUGUAAAUAAUGUUUUCUCUUAAAUAUCUUAGUUCAUUAGGUAGUAGAAAAGUUAAUUUAAUUAUUUAUCCUAAAAUUCAAUGGAAACGUGUAUCUUCUAUUUCAAAAAUACAAUCACAAAAAUCAAAAACUUAUGAGGAAAGUCAAAAUAAUUUUUUAGGUUAUUCUUUACUGAUUAUUCCUGCUCUUACUUUUUAUCUUGGUACAUGGCAAAUUAAGAGACGCAAAUGGAAAUUAGGCUUAUUAGACGAAAUAAAAAAUAAAUUUAACUUAGAGCCAAGAGAAUUGCCUACUGAUUUAGGUGAUUUAGAAAAUUUGGACUAUGUUCCAAUCAAAGUGAAGGGAACAUACCUUCACGAUAAAGAAUUAAUAAUUGGUCCCAGAAGCCUUAUUUCCGACAAUUUUGGACAAAGUGAAAGAAACAAAUCUCUAAUUUCGACUUCUUCUCAAAGAGGGUUCCUCGUAAUAACUCCAUUCAAGCUAGAAAAUAGAGAUUUAACUAUUUUGAUAAACCGUGGAUGGGUACCAGAACAAUAUAAAAGUCCUUCAAAGAGGCCAUCGAGUCAGAUUAAAGGCGUGCAAGAAGUUACUGGUAUUUUACGAUUGUCUGAAAAGAAGCCAACAUUCGUACCUGAAAAUAAACUUAGCGAUAAUAUGUUGUACUAUAGAAAUGUUGAAGAAAUAGCUGAUUUCUUAAACGCAGCUCCCGUUUAUUUGGACUUAAAAUUUGAUAAUAAAAAAUCGAACAGUGUUAUUAUUAGUGGACAAACAAGAAUAUCCUUAAGAAAUGAACACAUGUCUUACGCAAUAACCUGGUACAGUUUAUCUUUAACUACUGGAUACCUUUGGUACAGAUUAUUCUUAAAAAAAUUGCCUUUACAUUAAUAUAAAAAAUAAAACUUAUAGUUGUGACGAAGAAGAAAGGUACAUAAGAAGCAAAAAUGUUAAAUGUUGCAAUACUUGGAAGAAAAGUCGAAGAAGUCAUAAUAUCCGAGGCCUGUAAUUACUAGAAACUGAUUUUAGUUUAAUAUAAUUAUUCAAAAACUUUUAAUUGAGGUAAAAAUAAUACAAACAUAACCUUAAAAUGAUUUGCUUCUUAUAGGUACCUUUCUUCAGAGCAAGACACAUUUAUUUUUUGGAAGCAGCACAACAUAUUGCUACUGGUCAAGGGGGUCGCUACAGAAUGUUAAACGAAACUAAUCAAAAAUAUGCCAACAUAGCGCCUGACGUUGUGAAUACUUUUUUUUAAAUGCGAAAUA